This is a messenger RNA of Durio zibethinus, 1893 nucleotides long. RefSeq names its product 7-ethoxycoumarin O-deethylase-like. NCBI's taxonomy places the organism in Eukaryota, Viridiplantae, Streptophyta, Magnoliopsida, Malvales, Malvaceae. Gene Ontology annotation, molecular function: monooxygenase activity; heme binding; oxidoreductase activity, acting on paired donors, with incorporation or reduction of molecular oxygen. The record is from RefSeq and is a predicted model, not a curated record.
GCAACCUUGUCUUCCUCCAUAUAUACGAAGUUAGAGCCAAAGGGGAGGGAUCGACAUUACCAUUAUGGAUUUGUUGCAUUCUUCCAUCUUAAGCCUUAGCGACUGUUUCAAUUCCUUUCUUUCUGGCUCCAUGCUCUUAGCAGCGACAAUGUCGAUUGCUUCCUAUUUUGUUAUUCCGAUACUCUUCGGCGGUCAACGUAAAAACUGGAAGAAUGCACCACCAGGCCCUGCUGGUUGGCCCAUCCUCGGAAGCCUUCCACAUCUCAGCCAUCAUCUUCAUGAAGAUUUCUUUCAGCUCGCCAAGAUCUAUGGGCCACUUUUCAGUGUAAACAUGGGCAUAAAGCCAGCCAUAGUAGUAUCAUCCCCAGAAAUGGCAGCCCAAGUCCUGAAAGAAAAGGAAGGGAUGUUCUCUAGUCGGACCAUAACCGAAGCCAUUCGAGUCGUCUCAUAUGAUGCCCAUUCCAUCAUUUUCUCACCCUAUGGUCCCAGGUGGAAGGCUCUUAGAAGAAUCUUGAUCACUGAACUACUUUCUCCUAAGGCCUUUGAACAAUUUGAAUCACUCCGUACCACACAGGUCCAUGGCUUGCUCAAGCAUUUGUACUUGCUGUCAAAGUCCAACACUCAAGUGAACAUUGCAGAAUCAGCUUUUACGGCAUUGGCCAACCUUGUGAGUAAUUUUGUCUGCUCCAAAAAUAUUUUCGACAACUCAAAGCCCGAAGGAAGAAAAAUGAAAGAGGUGUUUUGGGAGAUGAUAAAGGUGAUUGGAACCCCAAACUUUUCCGAUCUCCUUCCAAUUGUAAAACCAUUAGAUCCACAAGGCUUGAAGAGAAAAAUUAGAAAGAUCUUUGACCAAAUGGAUGCUUUCUAUGAGAAGAUAAUUGAGGAAAGGUUGGCGGAGAAGGUAAAAGCUCAACUUGAGACGACACACAACAAUGAGAAGACGGAUUUGUUGGAUGUUCUUUUGAGUUAUAAGAGUAAUGACAAGGAAAAUGGUUUGGAACGCUUCUCAAGAGCUAUCAUCAAAGGAAUGCUUUCCGAAAUGUUUAUAGCAGGAACAGAGACUACCUCAAGCACCGUGGAAUGGGGCAUGACAGAAAUCCUAAGGCAACCUCGUAUACACAAGAAACUGCUACUGGAACUGGACCAAGUAGUCGGGAAGAACAGGUUUGUGGUAGAGAGUGAUAUCCCAAAACUGCCAUACCUUCAAGCAACUGUUAAAGAAGUUUUUAGACUGCACCCUGGAGUUCCACUCAUCAUCCCUCGUCGCACCAAUGAGGCAUGUGAGGUAGCUGGCUAUCAUAUUCCGAAGCAUUGCAUUGUUUAUGUGAAUAUUUGGGGAAUGGCAAGGGAUCCCAAAGUGUGGGAAAAUCCUUUAGACUUCAAGCCUGAGAGGUUCAUUGGGUCAAGCGUAGAUGUGAAGGGUCAAGACUUUAAUCUCUUGCCUUUUGGGACAGGGAGAAGGUCUUGUGUUGGAUGGCCCCUUGCUCAUCGGAUGGUGCAUUACUACUUGGCUGCAUUGCUCCAUGCUUUCGAGUGGGACUCUCCUCCUGGAAUUCUAAAUGAUAUGAGUGAGAGGGUAGGGCUUACUAUUCAGAAAGAUAAGAGCUUGCUUGGCACUCCCAAGCCUCGACUGCAAGAUUCCGUUUAUGAGCAUUAGAAUUCUAGCCUACCACCACCCAUCUAAUAAAUUACGUGGUAUAUCCUAUGCUGUAUGCAAGGGUGCUGAAAUGAAUGUUUGGUAGCAAUCGUAUGCCGUAUGUUUGACAUAUGACAAUAAAUCAUGGACUUCUACUUCUUGUUCUUUUCUCUAUCCUUAAAUAUACUCUUGAUUGUCUAAUUUGGUGUACCAAUCAUACUUUUGUAUUUUUUUUUUCCCAUUCUUCUUUUAUUUUC